GGUUAAAUAUACUGAAGAAGGUGAAAUCGUACUGACAAUUUCAAUGUUGUCGAAAGAAGAUAAAGAAAACAAAAUGAGUUCAACUUGUGACAAAAUGAUUAAAAAAGGAAUUCUGUUGAUUGAAUUACAUGAUACUGGCAUUGGCAUGAAUCCUGAAUAUAUACAACAUGCCUGGAAAAGUUUUUCACGAGGUGAUAUGUCAAUAACCAGGAAACAAGAUGGUACAGGACUUGGUCUCUCAAUUUGUAAAAGUUUAGUGGAAAUUAAUGGAGGAGAAAUUAAAGCAGAAAGCCAAUUGGGAGAAGGAAGUUCAUUUUGGUUUACAUGGAACAUAGAAAUUUUAUCAUUGAUAACACCAACUAUCUUAUCGUCGAUAACAUCAACUAUUUCAAAAUUUCCAACUCAAUUAUUAGAGGCACAAUUUGAUAAGAAAAUGCCUAAUUUUAUAAGAAACAAACGAAUACUAAUAAUCCAUCCUGUCAAAAAUAUGAGAAACGCAAUGUUAACAUAUUUUAAAAUUGUCGAAAAAGUUGAUGCAUUCGAUACUUUUAACAAAGGCAUUAAAGCUGCUCAAACAUAUAAAGAACUAUAUAAUCAAUCUGCUUAUGACAUAGCAUUCAUCGGUCUUUAUGAAGAUAAAGAAGAAGAGGUUAUAAAAGCAGCAUUAACAUUAAAAGCAUUAGAUAUGGGUAAUAAUAAAUUAUUUAUAAUUUUUAUAGUAUUUCCGAGUAUUAAAGGUAAUGAAUUAGCAAAAAAUUUAAUUAGAAAUCUUGGAGGAACUGUUUCUGUUAUUUACACUCCAAUUACACGGAAAAAGUUAAUUAAUCAAUUUGUUCAUCUGGAAAAAAACAAUACAGUUUAA
Messenger RNA from Racocetra persica, 862 nucleotides. Lineage: Eukaryota; Fungi; Glomeromycota; Glomeromycetes; Diversisporales; Gigasporaceae. The record is from the annotation of a GenBank genome assembly.